This is a messenger RNA of Paralichthys olivaceus (Japanese flounder), 525 nucleotides long. RefSeq names its product olfactory receptor 8G17-like. Gene Ontology annotation, molecular function: G protein-coupled receptor activity; odorant binding; olfactory receptor activity. NCBI's taxonomy places the organism in Eukaryota, Metazoa, Chordata, Actinopteri, Pleuronectiformes, Paralichthyidae. Gene Ontology annotation, cellular component: membrane. The record is from RefSeq and is a predicted model, not a curated record. Gene Ontology annotation, biological process: G protein-coupled receptor signaling pathway; detection of chemical stimulus involved in sensory perception of smell.
AUGGAGAACUACACCUACAACAGCUUCACUCUCCAGAUGGAGGGGAUAAAGGUGACAAAGGAUACCAUGUACCMUGUCUUUUUCUUGUACUUUAUUUCCUAUAUUGUUAUAAUGGUUAUGAAUAUUGGAAUUUCCAUUCUAAUUGUCAUAGAUAAGAACCUUCACCAGCCCAUGUAUCUCCUGUUCUGUAACCUGUCAGUCAGUGACAUCAUUGGAAGUACUCAUAUUGUUCCCCGGUUGCUGUCGGACAUCCUGCGUCCUCCCUCUGAACGUCUCAUCAGUUAUUACGAGUGUGUGGUCCAAGCUUUCACUACACAACUUUUUGGCACCACCUCCCACACGGUGCUGAUGAUCAUGACCUUUGACAGAUAUGUGGCCAUCUGUCAUCCUCUGCGUUACGCUGCCAUCAUGACCAACAAGAUGGUGAUCAAGCUGACAGUGUCUGCCUGGGGCGUGGCCUUUGUGUUGGUGGGGAUUCUGCUGGGUUUGACCAUAAGACUGAACCGAUGCAGGACAAAGAUCAUG